Molecule: messenger RNA, 1582 nt
Organism: Salvia hispanica
Lineage: Eukaryota; Viridiplantae; Streptophyta; Magnoliopsida; Lamiales; Lamiaceae
Product: pectin acetylesterase 8-like
Biological process (GO): cell wall organization
Cellular component (GO): plant-type cell wall
Molecular function (GO): pectin acetylesterase activity
Source: RefSeq, a predicted model, not a curated record
AACAAAAUCUCAAUCUCAAAAUAUUUCAAACCUCUCUCUCAUCUCUGCAUUGUGCUUUGUUUACUCGCUUUUUUCUGCACAAAAGAGUCAUCACAGGAUGGGAAGCCACAUUCAGGGCACAAAUGCCAUAUGGUUAAAAAUAAUCAUUUAUUUGCUCGUCUUCAUCGAACCUCAAGUCAAUAGUCAAAACAUUGACCAAGAACUCAAUGUUACAUUCAUCACAAAUGCGGUAAAAAAAGGCGCAGUUUGCUUGGAUGGAAGCCCUGGGGCCUACUAUUUUGCUAAGGGAUUCGGAGAUGGAGUUCACAAUUGGAUGAUUUAUCUACCAGGUGGAGCAUGGUGUAAUUCAACGGAUGAGUGCCUCCGCAGAAGCAAGAACGAUUACGUAGGAUCCAACAAAAAUGUUGCACCUAUGGCUUUGGGUACUAUCCAGAGUCAAAACAAAAGUUUAAAUCCAGAUUUUUAUAAUUGGAACAAGGUGUAUAUCCGGUACUGUGACGGUGCAUCAUUCAUGGCAGAUGUCGAAACCGUCAAUCCGGAAACAAAACUACAUCUGAGAGGAAGGAGAAUCUUCGCCUCUGUAUUGGAAGAGCUCAUUACUACUAAAGGGAUGAGUAAUGCGGAAAAUGCUUUACUUGUAGGAAACUCUGCCGGUGGGUUGGCCGCGAUCUUAAACUGUGACCGUUUCCAUUCUUUUCUCCCUGGUGCGUGUCGAGUAAAAUGCAUUUCAGAUUCUGGCGUUUUCAUACAAGGGAAUGAUCUCCAUGGUGCCCAAGACAUUGCCAAAAAGUAUUUUGCCAGUGUAGUUAAAUUUCAUGAAUUAGACAAAUAUUUGCCCCAGUCAUGCACACGGAGAUUGGAUCCAGAAUUGUGCUUUAUCCCGGGAAAUGUCGUCGAAGAUAUCCAGACACCGUUGUUUUUGUUACAUUCGAAUUUCGACUUAUACCAAAUAUCUAAACUUGCAAUACCAAAUCAUCCAAAUAACGAAGGCUGGGAAAAUUGCACGAAAAAUUUUAGCAGCCUUCAGAGUUGCACAUCCAACCAACUACAUGUCAUAAUGGAUAUUCAUAGAUUAUUACUGAAGACAUUGGAGGGAUUAGUUGAUAAUCCAUCAAGAGGAUUAUUUAUCAUUUCAUGUUAUAUCCACGAUAUUAGUACUAAUCUACACAAUUGGCAAGGAAUACCCAUUUUACAAAAUAAGACAAUUCAACAAGCCAUAGGUGACUGGUAUUUCGAUAAAAGCAACGUUCAAAUCAUAGACACUCAACAUUCAUGUCCUAUUAAUUGUGACAGAACAAUAGAUUAAACCAAUAAUGAACUAUCAAGUUCAAAUCCAUUAAUUUUAUCUACAUUUAUUUAUUGAAUGUAUAUUUGAUUUUCAAUUGUGAAGUUACAAAAUAUGUUAUCUAUCAAGUUUAUAUAUGUUGUUCUCGCCUGGUUAGAAGAUUUAAUUGUAUUAUAAUCAUAGAUUGGGCAAUGAACAUAUAUUUCCAAGAACUCAAGUUCAAUUUUUGGUCAAAUUAAAUUCUUGCUGUACUUUUAAGAUAUUUUUCAUUUGGCAAUAAAUUUUGUUCUCAUUCAA